GGGAGCAUAACCGCGGUUGGUGAUGCACCUAUGACGCAGUCCCCCGGAUCGUCUUAUUUUCGUCACCAUCACACCCAGCCUCCGACCUCACCUCAACCUUUAUCUGGACCAAUGCUGCGGCUUGAGUUAUCGACACCGACAAUAAAUCCACCUGAAAAGUACACAGUUGGAAGAAACGGGCCCCAGAAUACCGAAUUGACACCAGCACCAUCACAAGUCUGAGAGAUCCGCACCUGGCAGCUUCAGACACCGCCAACGAUACACAUACCAGGCACACAUAUAUCCCGGACCCAAUAAGAGAAUGGCAUCCCCACGAUUCCUUGCCGUCCGCCGCCUCGACCUCGUGCGCCCCCUCCCCAGAGCCGCCGCAUCUCCCGCGGCGCGGCAGGUGAGGUGGGUCACGCAGAAGCCCGACGACGGCGACCUCGGCGGCCCGGGCGGCCAGGAGGCCGUGCCGCCCAACAGCGGAGUCUCGCAGAGCUGGCCGACGUUGGCAGCGAUCGGGGCUGUGGGACUUGGAGUGGGGGGCUACCUCGUCCACCUGACGGGCAAGUCCAAGGGGCAGGGCAAGUAUAUAGAGAAGGGAGAUUUUGAUAAGCUGGCCGAGAGUGUCGCGCCGAGGAAGUGAGGGACAUGUGUUUGUGGUUCCUGUGCAGGAAGCAAGAUGAGGAUAUGUUGGGUUCGGGCGGAGAAAGCUGGCGAAGGGGAGGUGCGGAAGUUAAAAGACUUGUGCUAUAAUCCCAAUUGAAACGCCAAAGAAUCGCAACAAUAGUCCAGAGGCCAGUAAAGUGGAAGAAGAAUCGAAGUUUUUUUUCUUUCUUUUCUUUUCCUUCUUGAAAGCUAACUAAUAUCGACUUUAGCGGCGUUGAAUAUGGC
Molecule: messenger RNA, 876 nt
Organism: Colletotrichum navitas
Lineage: Eukaryota; Fungi; Ascomycota; Sordariomycetes; Glomerellales; Glomerellaceae
Exons: 2
Coding region: 302-628 (108 amino acids)
Source: RefSeq, a predicted model, not a curated record